AUGUCGCAUAAUCCUACAGUCUCGUAUGAGACCGAUAAUUCCACUCGUUCAUCCAUCAACAAAUCACCUCAAUGGGUCGAAAAGACGCUCUCAAAAUACUUCGCUCUUGCUUCUGUGCGCGACUUUCAGCUCGAACGCGCUCGGCAGGUCAUACAAGGACAAGAUGUCCUUCUUAUCACUGCUACUGGAAGUGGGAAGACUGUCGUGCUUCUUGCCGGUGCAGCAGCAGCCUGUGAACUCGGCGAAAAUGCGAUAUGUGUGUACAUCGCGCCAACAAAGGCCCUCGUCGAGCAACAGGCGCUAUCCACACCGACGGCUCUCGAUGCAUUCGCCAUUAACGAGGACACGUUGCGAUGCGCGGAGGCAGAGGGUCGGGACCUCUUUCGAGAGCUUCAGGCCAGGAAGGGCACGCGCGUCGUCUUCAUGACGCCUCAGAUGUUCCUGGGUGCGCGCUUCCGGGGCCUCCUCAAGGACGCGAACUUCAAGCGCGCCAUCAAGUUCGUGUCUAUUGACGAAGCACAUCUCGUGGAUGAUCUGCAAACUGGGCCGUUCUUCAAGACAUACAACCUCAUUUCGCCGAUGCGAGAUGUCCUGGAUCCAGAUGCUGUCUGGGCACUCGCCACAGGCUCUCUCACGGUCGCGCAGGAGGCGUUAGUAGCGCACAAGCUCACGCUGAAGCCGGGGAAGUACGUUCGCGCGCGUUAUCCCGUUGACCGCCCGAAUAUCAUGUACGACAUCCGGUUCCUCCAGUACCCCUCAUCCAACCGCCAGCACCUCGACCUGAGCUUCCUCAUUCCUCCUCUCAUGCACUCCGCCUCCGAAGUCGAGCCCACCAUCGUCUUCUUCAGUACCUUCGCUCAAGGACAAUCCGCCAUGCGCGCGCUUGACUAUCUCAUCCCCCCAAACGUCCCAAAUCGUGAAAAAAUCGUCAAGCUUUACGGCUCGAUUUUCUCACCGGAUUACAAGGCUGCGGCUCUGCGCGACCUUGUGGAUCCUUCCUCGCCCCUUCGUAUUCUCAUCGCAACAGACGCCGUGACUUUCGGAAUGAACGUACACGGGAUCCCGCGUGUUGUUCUGGCCGACACGACAAGUGGAUCAUUCAACACGCUGAUGCAGCAGCUUGGGAGGAUCCGGGGCGACCUUGCGGCGCGCGCCAUUAUCCUGGCGCCUCAAUGGACGAAGAUUAUACCAGACGAGGAAGUGAAAACGAAGCAGCAGCAGGAGGAUCGCGCAAGACGCGCGAAGUUGCCGCCAGACUUACUGCGCUUCCUGAACGCAGGGCGGACAGAUGGAUACCAGGACAAGGACUCCGACAUCGUUUGCCCCCGCGCUCUGAACUGCAAGCUCAACAACGAGCCCUUCAUUGAGCGCCCCCGCUGCUGUAAUGUCCAUGUUGACGACCCCGAGAUGGACACCCUCCUUGCUCGUGAGCGCGCGGAUAUGGAGAACUGGGACCGCAUUCUCAACGCGCCGCGCGAUCCAAGCGGCGAAGACUUGCGUUCCGACAAUACAUACCGCUCGCUAUCCCGCCAUCCCGCAAUGCAGAGGUCCCUUGCCUUCGUUCUCAACCGGUGGGGAGUUCAGUACUUUGUCAAGCAUAUCCGUACGGAGGCUAUGGCGCACCUUCCCCCUACCUCUGUCCUUCCAUCAUCGCUCUUCGAUGCCUUACCGGACAGGGCCCACCUUUGUACAACCUUGGAGCGCUUCCGUCGUGUGGUAAAUAGCAUCAUGCCGCAGGGCUGGCCCGAUUUUGACAAGUACGCGCCACCGCUGCUCAAGAUUCUGCAAGAAGCGAUGGCUGGCUACACUGCUAUCAUCAAGGAGUCCACAGAGAAGGCUUCCAUCAAGCUCACGAAGAUGCGCCUGGAUAUACUUGUACAUCUCUGUCGAGAACACAAUAUCGACACGACCGGCUUGAAAUUGAAGGCGGAGUUCAUGGACGUCCUCGUCGAGUUUUUCGUAAAAAAUGAGCUGGACGAGCCGACACCUGAGGAACUCACGCAACUUCGUGCCAAACUUGAUAUGGUCAAGGAGGCAGACAAGGUGGCCAAGACAAAAGAGCGACCACGUCAAAUGGAUCAGGACAGUAAUUGCAUUGAGGGCGUAGGCGACCUUGCACCUACACCUGGCCCUGCAUUGCCUCAGGCGUCACGAGAUGACACCGCUCGCUCACCGCUGGUGCCCAAGAAGCGCCCUGCUUCCAGCCGGCCAAAACCUCGGCCUGUCAAGGCACGCAAGCUCGUGACUGCGGUCGGAGACAAGGAGAACAACGACGCGCGGUUCAUUGUGAGCAGGAGUGGUGAGAUGUAGGGGGCCAUGACAAUCCUCGAGAACAGUUUAUACUCGAACGUACACCCGUUUUUAAUCAUCCUAAUUUACUUACUAUACUUCACUUGCUACUAGCACUCACUACAG
Schizophyllum commune H4-8 is the source of this 2415-nucleotide messenger RNA. Its product is annotated as P-loop containing nucleoside triphosphate hydrolase protein. The transcript is spliced from 4 exons. Gene Ontology annotation, molecular function: ATP binding; four-way junction helicase activity; nucleic acid binding. The record is from RefSeq and is a predicted model, not a curated record. Gene Ontology annotation, biological process: double-strand break repair via homologous recombination. NCBI's taxonomy places the organism in Eukaryota, Fungi, Basidiomycota, Agaricomycetes, Agaricales, Schizophyllaceae. Bases 1 to 2310 code for a protein of 769 amino acids. Gene Ontology annotation, cellular component: chromosome; cytoplasm.